AAACAAAAUCAAUACAUAAGUUAAGCUGCUAAUAAAUAAAUGAGUGGGAUAUAGGAUGAUAAGAAAAUAGAAGAAGAGGAUGAUUAUGAAGAUUAGGAAUCAAUAAAAUUAUUAUCAAAAGCAAACAAAAUACUUAGCGAAAAACAAGUUUCGGAUGAGAGCUUCAAGUUUUUCACUUAGAUAAGCACUGAAGUUUUGAUGAAAAUUGCAAAUCAGCUAUCUAAGGAGAAGGCAGAAAAAUUAAUGAAUUACUUAUCAAAGUAAAAAAUUUCUAAAAAAGAGGAAAAAUUAUUAAAAGAAUAAAGUAAAAAUAAUGGGAAAUAAUCUUUGAAUUCUCAGCAAAAUGAAAAAACAUAAUUUUUCAAUCCUUCUGCACCUGUUUGGACUGAAGACAAAUCAUAAAAUCAAGAUUAAAAUGAUAACAAUCCUAUUAUACUGAAUUAGCUUUUAAGAGAACAUGAAGAUUAGCAGAAUAUAAAAAGUGGAAGAAAAGAUAAAAAAUUUAGGAUGGAUCCUUCUUAGUAUAAAUUUGAAGAAUUGGCAAAGUAUCAUGAAAAAUCUAACCCCUUUUUCCCUUUUUAUAGCAUUGUAUCAAAGAUUAUGUAUAGUUAUGGUGAUUUACUUUAGAAUGAUGAAUCAGCUGUGCAAAUGAUGCACUCCUAAAUUGAAGAAAUUCUCAAAGCAAUAUUUGAUAAGAAAUUAAUGCAGAAACUAGUUAAGUAUAGCAAAUAGAAUUCAUAAAAUUUAUAUGAUUUGGAAGAUGAAAGUAUUACUUCUAAAGAUAAAUUUGUAUUUCCUAAGGCAACCAAAACUAUAAAGCGAUGUUUUAAUUAGUAUUUCUAGACUAUUUUUGCUGAAUAAUUUAAAAUUUAUCAACGAUUUAGAGAGACAUAUUAAGGAAUUAAAGAAGAAGGAGGAUUUUACAAAAAUAAUAAAAAGGGCAGUGGCUAGAAUGAUUCUGAAAGUAGUGGGGAUAGCAGUGGAGACGAAAAUGACUAAAUGGAAUAUGAAGAAGAUUAAGCUGAGGAUCAUUAAUUAAGAGAAAUGAAAGAACAUUUCGAUAGAGAUGACGAAGAAGAAAAUAACAAUUAAUCAAAUUAAAAUUCUCGUAAAUUAGAAGAAAGUUCUUUAUCAAGUAGUAAAAUCAAUAAGAAAACUGAAGUUACUUAGAAAAAAGAUAUUCUAUUAUUUGAUGACAACUAAGAAGAAGAUGAUGAAGAGGAAGAAGCAUAAGAUGGACUUGAAGAUAAUUAAGAAGAUAUUUAAGACACUUUAGAUACAUUAAAUUAGAUUGAAAAAAUUGCUAGCUUAGAUGAGGAACAUAAAAAAGACGAAGUUAUUUUACCAUAAAAUAAGCCUUAAAAUGUAGGUUAAACAGCUACAACAAGCAAUUCUUUAAAUAAUAAUGGCAUUUUGAAAGAGUAAAAUGGCGAAAAUUCAUUUUCUCACUUCGGAGAUAAGUUAUAAAUAAAUGAAGAAGAUAGGAUUAGAUUUAAUAAAGAAAGAACUGAUGAGAUGAGUAAUGAGGAAUGGAAUUAUUUUAUGAAUGUUAGAUGUACAACAUUUACUUCUAAUGGAAACAGAAAGCUCUUUGUGGAUUUUCUGAAUAUAAAUAAAUAUAACAAUUAGUUUUCUGAGUGCUUAAAUGUUUUUGUCCCAUUUUUGAGUUAUUGUUUAUGCAAAAUUAUUGGCUUAGUGGUUGAGUAAAUUUUGAGAUCAAGAGAGAAUGGUUAUUUAAAAUAAGCAACUCAUUUUGUCACUGAAAGAGAAGUUUAAGUCUUUGGUAAUUCAAUCAUAGAAAGAUACAUAAAUAGAGCUAAGAGAUAUAUUUUGAGCAAAGAAAAAUUGAUCAAAGCAGCCUUUUAACAAUUUACUGAGGAGUUUUUGAAAUUUGGAUAUGACAAAAUUCUCUGUUAAGAAAAACCAGUUGCUCCAAAAAAUCAAAAGAAAGGUUCAGUUUAGAAAAUUGAAGGCUCAAAAACAAAUGAAAAGGAGGAGAAAUAAAUUUAGUAAGAUGAACAAAAUAUCAGAGAGUAAUGGAAAGGAAUGAAAAAUGCAUACAAAAAGAUGUGGGUUGAGAGAGUAAUAUCUGAAAAGCAAAUAAAAAAAGUUAUUGAAGAAAAGACAUAAAACAAAGAGCAAAGAUAAGCCUUACAAGAUUUGCUAAGAAUGGACUCAUAAUAAAUUUAAUUCAUAAAUAAAUAUGCUAGCUACUUAUAUGAAAGAGUGCUAGAGGAUAUGCAGAAGAAUUGGCUGCAAAUAAAUUAUGCAUAACAUUUUAAAAAUUGGUUUUUAAACAAUGAUUGUCAACGCACAGGCCAAAUUAAAAAGGCUGUAAUUAACAACCUUCAGAAUCAAACUAAAGACCAAAAAAGAAAAAUGAUGAAAUUCGAAAGUAUUUUGGAUUGA
Tetrahymena thermophila SB210 is the source of this 2409-nucleotide messenger RNA. RefSeq lists its product as hypothetical. The transcript has a single exon. NCBI's taxonomy places the organism in Eukaryota, Ciliophora, Oligohymenophorea, Hymenostomatida, Tetrahymenidae. The record is from RefSeq and is a predicted model, not a curated record.